Messenger RNA from Chinchilla lanigera (long-tailed chinchilla), 5705 nucleotides. RefSeq names its product zinc finger protein 14-like. The record is from RefSeq and is a predicted model, not a curated record. Gene Ontology annotation, molecular function: DNA-binding transcription factor activity, RNA polymerase II-specific; RNA polymerase II cis-regulatory region sequence-specific DNA binding. Lineage: Eukaryota; Metazoa; Chordata; Mammalia; Rodentia; Chinchillidae. The coding region runs from base 1 to 3027 and encodes 1008 amino acids. The transcript has 7 exons. Gene Ontology annotation, biological process: regulation of DNA-templated transcription.
AUGAACCUUUUAGUUCCGCUUGUCAGUUCCAUCGCCUUUGUGGAUGAGGUCGGCAAGCCUGGUCCAGAAAGCCACCCAAAUCCUAAAUCCCCUAAAUGGAUGAUGACCCAAAAGACUAAAAAGAUUUGUGCUAUUCUGCCUGCUGAUUCUGAUGGUGGCUUCCCUCCCCCAUAUGUGGGCCACACCCAAAACCAGCUGGGGACUCCUUCUUCCCAGAAGCAGCUCCCAGCCAUCUACCAGUCCUUGUGUCCUGGGCCUCCACUCCUUUAUCGGAUAUCAGGCCUGCCGGCCUCUCCAACCCCAACUCUGGAGAGUCCAUUGUUGGAAAGCUUGAAACCAAAGGGUACUUGGCUGUUUACCUGCCGUAAAACUUUGCAAGAAAGGGCUUUCCAGACCACAGAACUCCAUCUGCCUGGCUACCCUGGCUACCCUGACGUCAUUAAGAAUGUGAUGUUUCACAGAGGUGCAGUGGUCUGCAUGUACGAUGGCGUCCGUGAGGGUAAUACAGCAGAGCAAGCGUUGAUGGCCAGCAUGUGCUACAAGGAGUCCGUGACCUUUGAGGAUGUGGCUGUGAACUUCUCCAGGGAGGAGUGGGCUUUGCUGGAUCCAUCCCAGAAGGAGCUCUACAGAGAUGUGAUGUGGGAAAUCUUCAUGAACCUGGCUGCCAUAGGAACGAACUCAGAUGGCCAGCACAUCGAGGAUGAAUACAGAAAUUUCCGGAAACACGUAAGAACUGAAGAGUUAGACCAAUCCUGUGAAUACAACUUACAGAAUCAGCAUGGAGAAAUGGUUUCUCAGACUCUGGAUACAAACGUGCUUGUGAAAGUUGUUGCUUUAAAACCAGGUGAAGGCAUUUCCUCUAGAAGGCCCCUGGUUGGCCCUUCAUCAGCAGAUGGGCCCAUCAUGGCAAACUCUGCACUCAAACCAUAUGAGAAACAGGGAUUGCAAGAGAAGCUGUCUGCCUGUGACAAAGAAGGGAAAACCUGCACAGAACUUCAGUCCUUUCAGAAACAUGCAAAGACAAGUCCUGGGGAGAAACCCCAUGAAUAUAUGCUGUGUGCAAAGUCCUACUCUGAUUGCACUGAAGAAAGUAGCACUGAAGAGAAGUCAGACGUCAUCUCAUUCAUUACACCCAUCAAUAUUCAAAUUGAGGAAAGAAGUCACAGCGAACUGAAUAUGUAUAUAUGUGUACCAUGGGGAACAUAUUUUAAUUCUCACCAUGAUACUCAGGCACAUGAAGAAGCUGAUUCUGGAGACAAGUCCUAUGUAGGGAAACACUACGGAAAACCAUUCCCUAACAGUUCAUUGGAUAAUCAUGAAAGAAUUCACACUGCAGAGAAACCCUAUGUAUGUAACCAAUGUGGGAAAGCUUACAGCCGAAGAAAGAACUGUCAAGAACAUGAACAAACCCACAGUGGAGAUAAACCCUAUGAGUGUAAGCAAUGUGGGAAAACUUUCAGCACACAAAGAAAAUGUAAAGUACAUGAAUGGACUCACACUGGGGAGAAACCCUACGUAUGUAAGCAGUGUGGGAAAGCCUUCAGCACAAGUGGCAAUUGUCGAAUACAUGAAAGAAAUCAUACUGGGGAGAAACCCUAUGUAUGUAAACAGUGUGGGAAAGCCUUCAGCAAAAGCAACACUUGUCGAAUUCAUGAAAGAAUUCAUACUGGAGAAAAACCCUAUGUAUGUAAACAGUGUGGGAAAGCUUUCAGCACCCAUGACAUUUAUCGAAUCCAUGAAAGAAGUCACACUGGGGAGAAACCCUUUGCAUGUAAGCAGUGUGGAAAAGCUUUCAGCAAAAGUAGUACCUGUCGAAUUCAUGAAAGAAUUCACACUGGAGAGAAACCCUAUGUGUGUAAGCAAUGUGGGAAAGCUUUCAGGACAAAAGAAGGUUGGCACAUACAUGAAAGGACUCACACUGGUGAGAAACCCUAUGCAUGUAAGCAGUGUGGCAAAGCUUUCAGCACAAAGUGUGAUUGUCAAACUCAUGAACGGAGUCACACUUCAGAGAAACCCUAUGUAUGUACAUACUGUGGGAAAACUUUUAGCAGAAAAUGUUAUUGUCAAGUACAUGAAAGGAUUCACACUGGCGAAAAACCCUAUGGAUGUAAGCAGUGUGGGAAAACUUUCAGGACAAAAGAAGGUUGGCAAUCACACGAGACAACACACACUGGUGAGAGACCCUAUGUGUGUAAGCAGUGUGGCAAAGCUUUCAGCACAAAGAAGUAUUUUAGAGCACAUGAGAGAAGUCACAUUGGUGAGAAACCCUAUGCAUGUAAGCAUUGUGGCAAAGCUUUCAGCACAAGGUGUGAUUGUCAAGCUCAUGAACAGAGUCAUACUUCAGAGAAACCCUUUGUAUGUACACACUGUGGGAAAGCUUUUAGCAGAAAACGUUACUGUCAAGUACAUGAGAGGACUCACACUGAUGAAAAACCCUAUAUAUGUAAGCAAUGUGGGAAAGCCUUCAGGACAAAAGAAGGUUGGCAGUCACAUGAAUGGACUCACACUGGUGAGAAACCCUAUGUGUGUAAGCAGUGUGGGAAAGCUUUCAGCACAAAGAAGUAUUUUAGAACACAUGAAAGAAGUCACAUUGGUGAGACACCCUAUGCAUGUAAGCAGUGUGGGAAAGUUUUCAGCACAAGGUGUGAUUGUCAAGCUCAUGAACAGAGUCACAUUUCAGAGAAACCCUUUGUAUGUACACACUGUGGGAAAGCUUUUAGCAGAAAACGUUACUGUCAAGUACAUGAACGGACUCACACUGGCGAAAAACCCUAUGUGUGUAAGCAAUGUGGGAAAGCCUUCAGGACAAAAGAAUGUUGGCAAUCACAUGAAAUGACGCACUCUGGUGUAAAACCCUAUGCAUGUAAGCAAUGUGGCAAAGCUUUUAGCACAAACAAAUGUGUUAGAAGACAUGAAAGAAAUCACACUAGGGAGAAACCCCACUUAGGUAAGCAAUGUGGGAAAGCUUUCGGGACACGUGGUGUUUGCCAAAAGCAUGAAUUGACUCACACGGGGGAAAAUUCCUAAGUAUGUAACCAAAGUGGGGAAAGCUUCCAGCAGACAGUAUACUUACAAAGAACAUGAAAGGGCCCACAGUGGAGAGAAACACUACGUAAGCAGUGUGGGAAAGCUUUCAGCACAGGUGGUGUUUGUCAAAAGCAUGAACGGACUCACACUGGGGAGGAACAUUAUCUAUGUAACCAAUGUGGGAAAGCUUUCAGCCUACAUGAUGAUUGUCAAAGACAUAAAGGAACACACUCAUGUGUAAAUGCGUUCAAUACACAGAGGUUUUGUUAGAUGAAAUAAGUCAUGCUUGGGAGAAAGUCUGUGGAAACAGGAAAAGCCUCUGCACGUUAACGAGCCUCCCAUGCAUAUUAAGGGAGACUGCAAUAACUCAGUGUAUGAAGUGACUUAGACGUGAAUCAGACUGAGACCCUUCGAAACAAUAUGAAACCUAUUUCAGUCCACACAAGUAUCAUCACAUACAUGAAAACGUUCGUGUCGAGACCUGUAACAUAUGUCAGCAAUGUGGGAGUGUUUUUAAAUUAAUGACAUGAAAGAUAUGAUGGGGCAUGUUAUAUACAUGGAAGCCCUUCAAUUUUUCCACAUUAAAAUACGUGAAAGCACUCCCAUUGAAGAGAAGUGCUUUGUAAAUAAUGUGAGGAAGCAUCACGUGAUGCCCAUAGCAUCAAUUGAUGAGUGUCAGUAUAAAUAGAGAACAUUUCACUAAUGAUAAGGCAUGGCGUUGCAGUGAGAAGAUUCAUACCAACAUUUAUGGGAACACUUGUAGUCAUUCUGGUUCAAUUCAUGUGGCAAAAAUCACCCCUGCUUGAAACCAUUAAUACAGGCAUUGCACACAACUUUCCAGCUUUUCUGCAUGCAAGAAUGAAUAUUGUUUUGAAAUCCUGUGAAUACGAAGGUCUCAGUAAUAACUCAUGUUUUCCAAAUCCUUUGAUCACAUACAGUGUAAACCUAAAAAAUGAGUUACUAAAAAAGAGCAAUUAUUUGUCCAGAAAAUACACAUGCGAAGGAGAUAUCCUGAAGUGUAAAUAUUGUAAGUUCCAUCUUAAAAUAGAUCUCUGGGUUAAAGAAUUUUAAAUUCUCUUUUAGGAAUUAACGUAGCCAGGAGUAGUAGUGCAUGCCUGUCAUCCCAGCACUCUGGAGGCUGAGGCAGGGUGGAUCAGUCCAAAUGUGAAAUGACUUGUAUUUCUUACAUGACGGUAGGCUUAGUGUUCUAACUAUUAUUUUUGUUUCCUUUUUUGUAUUUACUAAUUGGAGGGUAACAUAACUCUAAAACUGAAUUUCCUUAACUGCUGUCAUUUUCCCACUAGCUUGUAUUUAAUAGUUUGCUGGAUGCAGGCCAUUAUUCCAGCAAGAGUUUUUUAAUUGGCUGUCAUUUUAUAAUUUAUUACUAGUAACUUCUGUACAUGUGCUUAAGCAUUCCUCUGUUUUCAAACAACAUAAAUUAGCAGAUGUCAUGUUUUUAAUGUUGUAAGAAAAUAUCUGUACAUAUCCUAACAUAAUUACAGGUUAUAUGCAGUGCAUAAUUUCCCCUGAUUUUUCUCUUCAGCAGAACCAUUAAUAUGUGUGUGUACAGUAUCAUGAAGUUUCACUUUUCAUGUUCAUAUUGCCAGGAUUUUGGGGAGGUAAUUAUUCCAUCCAUUAUCCAAAAAAAUCUGUAUUUCUGUGAGGCCCCCACUGUCAGAGACCAGCAGAGCAAUCUGUUUUCUCAAAGAAGGUUCAAUGCGGUAUAAUAAUUAACCUCUCCACCAGCUAUAUAAGUUGAUAGGCUUUGUCAGCAAGAAUAUCCUCAGGAAUUUUUUUACCAUUUUUAUGUUUGGACAUGUUUCUAUUGGGUUUCUAUUCAUAAUAAAAAAGUGACAAAUGCAGUAAGAACAGUAUACCGCAUACUAACCUAAGUUAAUUAUACUUAGGUAAUUUAAUUUGCCAUCAGGUGGACCGUAUUUUACCAACUUUGUCUUAUUUAUUUAUUUAUUUUCCUUUUUUGAGACAGGAUCUCACAAUGUAGCCCAGGCUGGCCUCGAACACUCGGCAAUCCUCAGCUAUGUGCAGAUACUACAUGCGUUCACCACCACACCAGGGAAAAUUUUAUGUCUAUUUUAUGAUGAAAUAUUAAAUUUCUCAUGUGCUUCAUGAGCUAUCCUACAUUGCAGAAUAUAGUACUAGCGUUUACAUACUUCAGGGUGCGGCUAAUUUUACUGCAGCGCAUUUCUCAUUCUUCUCAUCACUGGAGCAUGGAUUGCACAGUGCACACUGCUAUUCCAGCCACAAAAAAGUGCAAAUAGAGGUCAUUUUUACCCUAGUACAUUUACUUCCUGCCAGUGUAGCAUUAAAAAGUCUUCCUGGUACUGGCGGUUUCUGUCUGUAAUCCCGCCACUCAAGCACAGGUGAACUGCUUGAUUAGAACCACCCUGUGCAACUCAGUGGGACAUGUGGAAAAUGAAACAUGAAAUGCAGAUGCAGCUCACUUCACUGAUAUUCUUGAGGAAACUCGCUUUUAUCGGCCAGGCAUCCUUGCACAGGCCUGUAACACUAGCGCAUGGAAGGCUGAGGCAGGGGGAUCUGUGUGACUUCUAGAACAACAUGGGCUACUUAGUGAAUUCAAGACCAUACUGUAUAGACAGUAAGUGCCUGUUUAAAAAGUAACAACAACAAAAUAAACCUGUUUUACUAAGCAACUGUAA